CUCGUUUGAGCACCAGAAAUACUUAGUUGGAAACAACUAAAUCCUUGAUUUUGCGUAAAAGUUAGAAUGUUAUAAUCUUUCAGCAUGAAUUCAGCGGGUAAGGUCCUGAAUCGGCCGAGGAAGCCUGCUAUAGGAAUGAAAGACUAUUAUAGCCUUGAAGAGAUUAUAAUAACCGAAGAACACAUUUCUAGUACUCUUUUAACUGACGUCAAAGGAUUUGGUUUUUUAGAUCCUUCAAGCGCCGAAAUAUACUUGCGGGCAGGCGCGAAAAUUGACUUACCUUUGUGGAUGGUAGACGUGUUAACCGCCAGGAACUUCAUUAAAAGCGACAUACCCAAGAUUUUUAGUGAUAAAUAUCAGGAAAGGCUACAUGCUGGUGCACAGGUAAUACCUUUAUCCGGAUGGUGCACGCACUAUUAUAGACUAGGGAUUCUUGUAACAAAGCUUUUAAAACUUGAAAACCUGGCUGGUCUUUUGAAAGAAGUUUUUCGAGUGCGUUUUCGACAUAUUAUUCUUUCUGAUCACUCCACUGAAACUGACUCCCGUGAGAUGGCUAAAAGUUUAACUUCGAUGGAACAAUUGCUGGUAAACUGUAAGCUUCGUUCUCAAACAAAUUUUAUGGCGUGGAGGAAAAGAAAAGUUUCUUUAAACUUAAGAGCUUCUAAAUAUCUUGCAUUAGAUAAAGAUGAAGAGGAUGAAUACCGAUGAUUUUCUACUGCUUUUUUAAGUGUUCAGUUAAUUUUGAAAGUUU
This is a messenger RNA of Zophobas morio, 751 nucleotides long. Its product is annotated as DNA replication complex GINS protein PSF3-like. Gene Ontology annotation, cellular component: GINS complex. The transcript is spliced from 7 exons. NCBI's taxonomy places the organism in Eukaryota, Metazoa, Arthropoda, Insecta, Coleoptera, Tenebrionidae. The coding region runs from base 85 to 708 and encodes 207 amino acids. Gene Ontology annotation, biological process: mitotic DNA replication initiation. The record is from RefSeq and is a predicted model, not a curated record.